This is a messenger RNA of Anolis sagrei ordinatus, 3191 nucleotides long. The record is from RefSeq and is a predicted model, not a curated record. NCBI's taxonomy places the organism in Eukaryota, Metazoa, Chordata, Lepidosauria, Squamata, Anolidae.
GUAACACCCCCCUCCAAUUUAUUAUAUUAUUAUAUUGAUUUAUACCCCACUUUAUCCCUCCCACAGGAGACUCAAAGCGGCUUAAGAACAAAACUUCAGCAUACAACUUCAAAUGUACAAAUAUAAAAAGAGAAUUAAACAUCAUUAGUAUUGAAAACAAUUCAGAUUAAAUCCAUAAAGACAGAUAAAACCACAGCAGCUCCUGACAUGAUCUUAAAACCCUUCUUUACAAGCCCGUCUGAAUAAGAAGGUUUAGCCUGCAUGGGACGGGAAGUCUGAAGUGCUAUUAGAAUGGUGCUGCAGAAAACUGCUUCCUGGAGAAAUGGAUUGGAUACAUCCGAUUACAAUAUUUUUCCUAAUUACCCUUAUAAUUUUGCUGGUUUUAAAAAUGGGGCAUUUCUGGAAUAACAGUUCCCAAAAUCUUCCACCGGGUCCGAAGCCUUUACCAAUAAUUGGAAAUCUUCACAUAAUAGAUCAGAAGAGGCCUCACAGAACAAUGUUGAAGUUGUCAAACGUUUAUGGUCCCGUCUUCAGGAUCCAAAUGGGAUUCCAGAAAAUGGUAGUGUUGAGUGGGUAUGAGAUGGUGAAAGAGGCUCUGGUGAACCAGGCUGAUGCAUUUGCUGAGAGGCCCAUCAUUCCAUUCUUUAAAGAAUUUUCAAAGGGCUUAGGUGUUAUUUUUGCUCAUGGUGAGAACUGGAAAGUGAUGCGGAGGUUCACCUUAUCCACACUUCGGGAUUACGGAAUGGGCAAGAGAACCAUAGAGGACAAAAUUGUUGAAGAGUGCAAUGUCCUGACAAAGAAACUGGAAUCUUAUAAAGGGAAACCAUUUGAGACAACUACAAUCAUGAAUGCAGCUGUUGCCAACAUUAUAGUAUCCAUAAUACUUGGCAGGCGGUACGAAUAUGAAGAUCCUACAUUUCAAAGAUUACUGAAGUUAUUUAAUGAAAAUGUCCGGCUUUUUGGAAGCCCUUCAGUCCUGUUCUACAACAUGUUUCCUGCUCUUGGUUUCCUAUCUGGCGGUCGAAAAACUUGCCUUGAUAACAGAAAGGAGGUUUUUACUUUCAUAGAGGCUACAUUCAUAAAACGCCUCAAAGAGCUUGAUGAAAAUGACCAGCGGAGCUUAAUUGAUACCUUUCUUAUCCGGCAGCAAGAGGAGAAGACCAACAAUGUUAAUGGAUAUUUCCAUAAUGAAAAUCUAAAAGCUCUUGUGGCUAAUUUAUUUGGUGCUGGCAUGGAGACCACUUCUACCACCCUGCGCUGGGCCCUUUUGCUCAUGAUGAAGCACCCAGAAGUUCAGCGUAAGGUCCAAGAAGAAAUUGCUGUCACUGUUGGGUCUGCUCAGCCACGGUCUGAACACCGAAAAAAAAUGCCAUACACAGAUGCAGUAAUUCAUGAAGUUCAAAGAUUUGCUAAUAUUAUCCCAGGCAACGUGCCACGUGCAACCACUAUGGAUGUUACUCUUAAAGGCUACUUCAUUCCAAAGGGUACCCAUAUCAUUCCAUUACUGUCCUCUGUGCUCCAUGAUGAUUCUCAGUGGGAGAAACCACUUAAAUUCUAUCCUGAACAUUUUCUCGAUCCUGAAGGGAACUUUGUUAAGAGAGACGCCUUCAUGCCUUUCUCUGCAGGUCGUAGGCAGUGUGCCGGCGAGACCCUUGCCAAAAUGGAGCUUUUCCUGUUCUUUACAACUCUUCUGCAGAGAUUCACCUUCCAGCCAGCCCCUGGCACCUCUAGGGAAGACCUGGACCUCACCCCUGCAGUUGGGUUUACGACACCCCCAAUGCCCUUUGAUGUCUGUGCUCUGCCUCGUUGAGAAGGCUCGAGCCUGCUAUGCAUCCAUCUCUACACUUAUUCUGCUGUCUUAUUUGCCUAAAACAUGUACUGUACAAGCUAUUCUGUGCAACUAUCCCAUGCUUGCUUACACACCUAAACUGUUCAAGAUACCAUUGUGCUUUUUUGAAGGUCGCACUUUCACAAGGGAAAACUCAAUUAACAAGUACAUAAAGCAGUGGUGGUGGUUGGGGUAUGGAGGGAUGGGUGUGUUGUUUUGUGGUGUCUGCUGAGGAAGGAAUUUAUUUUCAUUGCACAAUAGUGCAAUGACAAUAAAGUUAUUCUAGUCUAUGCUAACAGAAUGUGCUCACCCUCCUGGCAUCUGCCUGAGCAGCAGCAAAGCCUUAACACAGGUAUUUUCUGGGAAAUUGAAUCAGUCAGACAGAAGAUUGUGAAAUAGUUUAGUAAAUCCUUUUACGUAUAUUUGUACAUUAGAGCUGUGCAAAGCUUUGGAGCCCCGUUUCAUAAUUUGAAGAUUUAGGUUAUUCGGAAACACGAGUUACUAAUCAGAAAGGAUACCUCUGAAGCAUUUACGAAAUGAAAACACCCUCCAAAAUUUUCAAAGAGAUUCAUAAAAAGAUUUGUUAUUCUGAAGCUUUUUUCCAAUUACUGUACUCCAUCGCCCCAUUGCCUGGAAUUGUCUAGGGUUGGAAAAUGCGGGGGCUAGAGCUGGGGUGGGAGGGGGCUGGUGUGAUUGACAAGGGCAGCUGCAUGCUGUUUUUUCCUUGUCAGACAAUCUGAAGAGGAAAACCAAAUCACAUAGAUUUCUGCAAAAUUGGUCUUAUAUACACCCUCCUCAGAGAGAAGAUGUGUUAUUUGGAACUUGGUUCUGUUUCUGUGUGUUUCUUAAAAGUAUAACCUUCCUCUGUUGAAAUUACCCAAGCCCUCCAAACUCCAAAUUCCCAGUUUGCUAGCUAGUAGUUAUACUCCCUUCCCCACCCUUACCUUCCCCUGUUAUAAAUUUGCUGUGUGCUGUUGUUGUGUGACUGCCUACUUUCUUUCCCUACCACAAUCACCCAUAUUUUUUUAAAAAAUCUAUAUAAAUAAAAAUGCAAUGUUUGUUUGUUGGAUUAACACAACUCAAAAACCACUGGAGGAAUUGACACCAAAUUUGGACACAAUACACCUAUCAGGCCAAUGAGUGACCAUCACUCAUAAAAACACUGGGGGGAAAACAGAAGAGACUUAAAAAGCCAAAAAAACCAAAAAAUACAUUACAACGUAUGUGCAAAACCACACAUAUAUACGCAAACACACAUCUAAACACACACAUAUAUACACACACAAAACACAUAUACACAGACUGGGCCACAGCAACGCGUGGCAGGGGACGGUUAGUAAUCAAUAAAAGAUGUUUGUGCGUG